GGGGCUCCCGCACAUUAGUUUCCCUCCUUUCAUUAUUCUAUCCGUGCCCCACGCCCUCCGGAAGGCGGCGGGAAGCGAGCAGCAUGGACAUCGAGAGCCGCAGCGGCGACGCCGCAAGCGACACGCGGUGCCCGGCGCCGUCGUCGUCCUCAUCGCAGGCCGACCUGGUCUUCGAGACCGUGAGGAGGUGGUGGCGGCGGUGUCGAAGCCACCCGAAUAGCUUUGUGCCAGCCGUCUUCGUCCUGGCGGCGACAGUGCUUGCAGUUGUCUCCUUCUCCGCCGCCGCCUCGCCCUGGUUCCUCCUGCAAGCAGAAGCAGACACACCUCCGUCUGACUUCACCACCGACCAGCUCCUCGACGGCCUGCUCACCGCCCAAUUCGGCGAGCGGUCGUGCCGGAGCCGGUACGAGUUCGCCAGCUACCACGAGAAGAAGAAGAACGCAUCACAUAAACCAUCCCCCUACUUGCUCGCCAAGCUCCGGAGGCACGAAGCCCUACAGAAGCGGUGCGGCCCAAGCACGGCCCCGUAUAGGGCGGCGGUCCGGCAGCUCAAGUCCGGUAAGGGCGCCGCCGCCACGGACUGCCGCUACCUGGUUUCCAUCAGCUACCGCGGCCUCGGCAACCGAAUGCUCGCCACCACUUCGGCCCUCCUCUACGCCAUGCUCACGGACCGCGUCCUCCUCGUCCACCAGUCCAAGCAUGACGUCGCCGCCCUCUUCUGCGAGCCCUUCCCUGGGACGACGUGGCUGCUACCCUCUGGCUGGAGGAGCUUCCCUCUCGGCAACCUCAGGGACUACGGCAGCGGCUCCAGGGAGAGCCUCGGCAACAUGCUGAAAACCAACGUCAUCUCCGUGGGCGCCGGCGGGAACGCGUCGUGGUCGGACGGCGGUGACCGCCGGCCACCGUUCGUCUACCUGCACCUCGAGGGCGGCUACGACUUCCACGACAAGCUCUUCUACUGCGACGAGCACCAACGGCUCCUCCACGGCGCGCCGUGGCUGCUGAUGAAGACGGACAGCUACCUCGUCCCGGGGCUCUUCCUGGUCCCGUCAUUCCAGGACGAGCUCGGCAGGAUGUUCCCGGAGAAGGACCUGACGUUCUACCACCUCGGACGGUACCUGUUCCACCCGGUUAACGACGUGUGGCGCGCAGUCACCAGUUACUACCGCACCAACCUCGCCGGCGCCGGCGAGCGCGUCGGCAUACAAAUCCGGGUGUUCCGGAAGAAGCAGACGCCGCUACAGCACGUACUGGACCAGGUCCUCUCGUGCGUCCGCCGGGAGAAGCUUCUCCCGGAGAGCACGUCGUCGUUUUCCAAGACCAACGCAUCCGACCAGGCUGUCCUGGUCACUUCUCUGAGCUCGUGGUACUACGAGAGGAUCAGGGACGAGUACGGCGGAGGCAGGGUCGCCGGCGGCGUGCACCAGCCGAGCCACGAGGGGCAGCAGAAGUGGGGGGACACGUCCCACGACAAGAGGGCGCUGAGCGAGAUGUACCUGCUCAGCACCUGCGACGUGCUCGUCACCACCGGCUUCUCGACGUUUGGGUACGUCGCGCAGGGGCUCGGCGGGGUACGGCCGUGGAUCAUGCCCACCGCACCCAUCUGGUCCGAGACAAAGGAGGACGUGCCGGUGCCGGAACCGCCGUGUGUGCGAGCGAUGUCCGUCGAGCCAUGCUUCCACUCGCCGUCCUACUACGACUGCACGGCGAGGAAGGACGUGGAUGUGGGGAAGGUGCUGCCGUACGUGCGGCACUGUGAGGACGUGAGCUGGGGGAUCAAGAUUGCCAACGAAAGCAACCACUGGUAACUUGUAGGAAUUAUAUUGGUCUGAUAUAUAAAGGAAACACAGGUUCUAGCUAGGUAAAGUAGUGCAGAUGAAACAAAUAUAGUAAGACACGCAAAAGAAAAGAGCAUGCACAAUUUCACUAUAGAUGGAGUACAUAACUUACAGUUCACGAACUUUCAUAACAAAAUCUUAAUUACAUUGUAGUAAGAGCAAGUAUAAUAAGAUGACAUAAGCAGGUUAUAAAGAUUAAAAUAUUACAUCCUUGGUUAGUUGGAGGAGAGAGAGGAGGAGAGAGAUGAGAACGAGCUCUCGGUGAGUAGCCAGCCGCAACACCAGACACAAAACACUUUGUGAUAUUGUAAGGUAGGUCAAAUAGUACUAAAUUAGUACACAUCUAAAAUUUACUAUUGUAUAUGCAGGCUAUUAGGUUGGUUUUAUAUGACAUGACAACUCCUUAUAACCGGUUGUUGGCUGUAUUAUUAACCAUGCUUUAAUAUCCGUCUUAACACA
Messenger RNA from Hordeum vulgare subsp. vulgare (domesticated barley), 2297 nucleotides. Its product is annotated as galactoside 2-alpha-L-fucosyltransferase-like. The coding region runs from base 84 to 1808 and encodes 574 amino acids. Lineage: Eukaryota; Viridiplantae; Streptophyta; Magnoliopsida; Poales; Poaceae. Gene Ontology annotation, biological process: cell wall biogenesis; xyloglucan biosynthetic process. Gene Ontology annotation, molecular function: galactoside 2-alpha-L-fucosyltransferase activity. The transcript is spliced from 2 exons. The record is from RefSeq and is a predicted model, not a curated record. Gene Ontology annotation, cellular component: Golgi apparatus; membrane.